This is a messenger RNA of Ostertagia ostertagi, 480 nucleotides long. NCBI's taxonomy places the organism in Eukaryota, Metazoa, Nematoda, Chromadorea, Rhabditida, Trichostrongylidae. The record is from the annotation of a GenBank genome assembly.
AUGGACAAAAAGAAAGAUUCCGAAAUCAAAGUGUUGGGCGACGGCGCUCCUGACUUUGGCCUCGUCUCGCACUACUGCGGCGACGGAAAUCGCGAAGUGGCCGAGUAUGAGUGUUCGAGAUGGGCUUAUUCAAAGGCUUCACAUGAAAAGGUCACACUUGCUCUCGUCAUCGUUGCUUGUAUCCUUCAGGGAAUCGCCAUAGGAUGUUUCUUUGCUCUGUUCUCCGAUCGUUUCCGUUUGGGCGUCCCAACCUCCACAAUCUGCGCACUUGCUUUUCUCUGCCUUUUCAUCGCAAUUUUGGUAUUCGGAGUUCGCUAUUCGACUAAAGUCGCUUAUAUGUCAUCGAUAUCCUACGAGUUGAUCGCCAACGUCUAUCUGGGCUACUCCUACUGGCUGGCUGUGGUCGGAGCGCUGUUCACUCUUCUUGCCACCAUGAUAUCCGGCGGACUGAUCGGAAGCCAGCGUGCACCUUUUGAAUAG